Bursaphelenchus okinawaensis is the source of this 1387-nucleotide messenger RNA. The record is from the annotation of a GenBank genome assembly. Lineage: Eukaryota; Metazoa; Nematoda; Chromadorea; Rhabditida; Aphelenchoididae.
AUGAAGCUCCUAUUGCUGCUCAUCGCUUCAGUGUCGUGUGUGUCGGCCAUACGACGGCCAAUAUGUCACUUUCUGCUCAGAGAUUACACAAACACGUUCGUGGAGGUGAUGAGAAAGUGUCCUGCGGGUAAGGCGGUUUUUAUAUUGUUUUAGUUGAUAUUGAUCCUUAGAAGAUGGUUUUUGCCUGGUUCUUUUUUUUAUUGGGUAUAAAUGAAUUAAUUUUGAAUAUAAGGUCAUUUUUUGAUAUUUUAAUGUUGAGUAGAACAUAGUUUUGCUAACAAAAUGCCAUUUUUCCUUGUUAUUUUGUAAACUGAACCUCUUCAGGGACGUCGUACUGCGCAGCACGAGUGUCAAAUGCUACUGGACUGAGCUCAUUAGUUGUUGAUCAUUAUGAAUAUUACUGUGAAAAUGAACGAAAUGUAAGGAUCUAAUUUCAUCAAUUUAAUACCUAAACCUUCAGAUAACAUUGAACCUGCAAGUCCCAGAAGCGCCAAACCAAGGAUGUUAUCCCUUUGGUCCUUCUGGAACCGAGUUUGUUUGCUUCUGUCACGAAGACUUCUGUAACAACAAGGAGAACAUGGAAGAAGUCUUCUUAUCCUUCAGAAAGUUUGUUCAUCUAGCUCCAGCUGUGCCUCACCAAGUCGCCGCUCCACCGCUUCAGCUACCUCAACAUGCUCACAUCCCUCUACAUCGACCUCACCCAAACACUGUACUAGAAGUUCAGCCUAACAUUGAGAGACGACCAAUAGUACCAAACGUGCCUGAUGUUGUACCAAUGAGACCGCAAGGAGCGAGGAACAAUGUUUUGAAUACUGUUCAACGACAAGGUCCACUUACUACAACACAAAAUAGUGUUGGUGCUACUGUUGGCUCAUUUAAUACUGCCCAUGGUGCUAUUGGCACACCUAAUGCUGUUCAUAGUACUGUUAGUUAUUCUGGUACCCAAAAAGGACUGAUUAGCAAUGAGGAUGCUCAGAACACUCAAAUAGUCACUCCAGAUGCUCAAACAGUACCAAACACAGCAUCCAAGAAGAGAAAUCUUGUUGAUAUAGAUGCUGUUUCUACAGAAGCUACUACUGAUGCUACAAAAGCUGCUACCGACUCUACUGAAGCCUUGACUACUCGUACUACAACUCAAAGUGCAACUCCAUUGGCUAGCGACAAUAUUAUUGGACUAGAAAAUGGUAUCCUAGCUAGACCAAGAAAAUUAGCAGGUAAUGAUGCCAGAGCAGUCAGUCCAUUACCCCGCCCACGCCAAGAUGGUACGGUAAUUCAUCGUCGUAUCAUCAGGGAGGCCAACAAGAACCUUCGGCCGUUCGAAACCAAGGUAAAGACUCAACAAAUCUUCCUGAUCAAUGACGAUUCACCCAAGAUCAAGCACGGAUAA